Messenger RNA from Salpingoeca rosetta, 1186 nucleotides. RefSeq lists its product as uncharacterized. The record is from RefSeq and is a predicted model, not a curated record. The transcript is spliced from 3 exons. Lineage: Eukaryota; Choanoflagellata; Craspedida; Salpingoecidae. Bases 310 to 816 code for a protein of 168 amino acids.
UGCUGCUGCGUUGUUUGUUUGUUUGUGCACUGGCUGGCUUGCUUUGCUUCUUGCGCUGCUUGCAUGUUGCUUGAUGUUCAUUUCUUUGCUUCUUCUUCGCAAACCUUGAUCGCUCGCACGCUCUCUCUCUCUCUCUACCCGGUUGGUUGCUGCCAUUCACAUUCACACCACACCAUCCAUUCACACCUACCUUCUUGACGCACCUGACUUCUGUGAGCUGCUUGUUUGAGAGCACACACACACUGACGUUCUUUCGUGUCAGACGACGUACAUCAAUCCAACCUCCCGACCAGCACCACCACCAACACGAUGACGACUCCACGCAAGACCAAGGAGGAUCUCCUCAGCAUCUGGGCUCGCCCCAAGAACAUCCUCGUCGCCGUCGAUGGCAGCAAGUACGGCGACGCGGCCAUGGACUGGGCCAUCGAGAACCUCUGUGGUGAGGCCGACAUCCUCCACCUCGUCUACUGCUACACGCCCAUGGAGGAGUUUGUUGAUCUCGAGGACGGCAUCGUCUUCUCCCCAUCACAAAAGGACCAGGAGGCCCUGCGAGCAAAGGCCGAGGCUGUGCUGCGCGACGCUGUUGUGCGCUGCGUUGGUGAGGAGCCCCAUAUCAAACACGAGCAGCACCUGCUUGCCGGUGACCCGCGCAUGUGCAUCAGCGAGCUUGCCGACAAGAUCAACGCAGACGCCGUUGUCGUUGGCUGCCGCGGCCGUGGUGCCAUCACCCGCGCCGUCCUCGGCAGCGUCAGCACGUGGCUGAGCCACCACCUCACCAAGCCCCUCGUUAUCGUCCGCCCCCAGGAUGAGCAGUGAACUGCAACGACCACCACAUCAUCAGCACAACCACUCGACGUCCUGAUAGUGACCCCUCCUUCACCACCGCAAGCCAGCGUCAUGCCACCACCAUCACCACCUCCUCAGCAAAUGGACAACACCCUGCAGGCUCACGAACAGCAUGCAUCGUCUCUGUCGUUGUGGGGGCGGUUGUCCUGGUGUUGGCGAACCUGUCGCUGCUGUUCUUCCUGCUGCUCCUGCACAUGCGUUUGCUUUCGCUUAUCGUCAUCAUCUUCAUCUUCAUCUUCAUAAUGUGAUUUCACGUUGUUAUGAACGUCAAUCAUCAUCCCAACCCUUGUGCACCAACCGAUCACGUGUCACUGUGAGAAGCAGACAUAGAGGUGGGAGG